UUGCCUGGAGGCAGAACAAGUACCUAUACUGAGACUAUCAGUUUGGGGAGCUGACCCUGCCGUGGGAUCCAGAAUGGCAGGAUCCUCUCUGGCUCUGUUUCUCUUGCUGCUGACCUGCUGGACCCUCCCUACUGGACUGACUGGGGAAGAUGCCCUGAAUCUCAUAGAUGGUACAGACCAAUGCGAUGGCCGUCUGCAAGUGGAGCACGGCGGGCAUCAAGGCCUCGUGUGUGCUGACCACUGGGGCAUGCAGGAAGCUUCUGCGACCUGCAGACAACUUGGCUGCAGCCAUGCACGCUCUACCUACCAGUUUAUUCUGAGGCCUGAAGAGAUGAAGGCACCCUGGCUGUAUGGUACCAACUGUAGCGGUGAGGAGGCCACCCUCUGGAAUUGUACUCUAGGGACCUGGGGGCCCCUCAGUGACUGCAAGUGCCAGUGUGUGGUGUCAAUUAACUGCGCAGGUGCUAGCUUUCAGCAAGUCAUACUGGCCGGAGGUGCCAGUCCGUGCGCUGGGUCUCCCGAGUUGUUGAGUGGGUCUUUCCCCAUCCUGAAGUGCGACCUGCAGAAGGAAGAGGCAAGUGUCCUGUGCAGAGACCUGGGGUGUGGCACCGCUCUGCAGUGGUCCAGAGCUCACCAAGGAGCAGGGACUGGAAAUCAAGACCAGAAGUUUGUGUCUUGCCAAGGCACGGAGCCUAGCACUUCCUUCUGCAAGAUCAAUGUGAACUUUGUGGAGCAGUGUGACCUUGUGUCUUACACCCAGGUGGUGUGCACAGGUCAUGUGGAGGCCCGGCUGCUGGGCGGCACACACCCCUGUGAAGGACACCUGGAGGUUCUUCGAGGACUUACCUGGGGCUCUGUCUGCUAUGAUGACCUGGACCUGCCCAUGGCCCACGUGGUUUGUCAGGAGCUGGGGUGUGGCACCGCUGUAUCCAUACUCGAGAGUUCCCACUUUGGCCAUGGAUCAGGGCCUGUGUGGACAGAGGCCUUUCGCUGUGUGGGCAAUGAAUCACUGCUGUUCCAUUGUCAGAGGGAGCCUGGACACCAGUGUGGCCAUGAUCGAGAUGCUGCAUUAACCUGCUCAGGGGAAAAGUUCCGGCUGGUCAAUGGCAGUGGCCGCUGUGAGGGCCGCGUGGAGCUUCGGGUAAAGGAGAACUGGCUGCCCCUCUGUGCUGCCCACUGGGACCUAGCAGACGCCAUGGUGCUCUGCCACCAGCUCAACUGUGGCCGUGCAGUGGUCAUACCCCAUGGAGGCCACUUUGGAAAUGUGAGGGAACCUAUCUGGACAGAUGUGUUUCGCUGUGUGGGGACAGAGCCUCACUUGCUGAGCUGCCCAGCAAGCACCCUAGGGACCCAGGCAUGCACCCUGGAAAAUCCAGCCUCUGUUAUCUGUUCAGGUCUCCAGGACGCCCUGCGGCUGAGGGAUGGGCAGAGCCACUGUGACGGGCGAGUGGAAAUCUUUCUGGAUGGUGUGUGGGGGCGUGUGCUGGACAAUGCCUGGGACCUGCAUGAUGCUGCUGUGGUGUGCCGACAGCUGGGAUGCGGAGAGGCACAGCAAGCCUAUGAUGCUCCAGCACCGGGCCACAAGACAGUCCCUGUGGGGCUGAGCCUGGUGCGGUGCUUGGGCUCUGAGACCCACCUGACUCGGUGCAAUGUGUCCGUGUCUCAGCUGGUGACUGCGGGGACUUUGCAGGAUGCGGGCGUGGUAUGCUCAGGGAGUUUGCGCAUACGGUUGGCAGAGGGUAAGGGCCGCUGUGCUGGGCGUGUUGAAGUGUUCUAUCAGGGCACAUGGGGCACUGUAUGCGAUGAUGCCUGGGACCUGCGCGAUGCCCACGUCGUCUGCAGGCAGCUGGGCUGUGGCUAUGCCCUUAGUGCCCCCGGGGCUGCCCAUUUUGGAGCAGGUACUGGGCGCAUCUGGAUGGACGAACUGGGCUGCCUGGGUGAGGAGGCUGCUCUCUGGGAGUGCCAGUCUGGAGGCUGGGGCCAACACGACUGUGGGCACAAGGAGGACGCAGGCGUGGUCUGUUCAGAAUUCACUGAUAUAAGGCUGCAGGAACACAGCCAGGCAUGCACAGGACGCCUGGAAGUUUUCUACAAUGGGACCUGGGGUGGCGUUUGCCAGUCUUUGAAUGCUGCCUCCCUGAGGGUUCUGUGUGAACAACUGGGCUGUGGGUUCCAAGGGCAGCUGCUGGCCAGACCGAGGAGCUCAUCUACACUUGAGACUGUCUGGUUGAAGUCCAUUCAGUGCAGAGACAAGCAUGACAGGUCCUUGUGGCAAUGUCCCUCAGAGCCCUGGAACAGGCAUUCUUGCCUCAGUGGAGAGGAGGCUUGGCUGCUGUGUACAGAAAAGACAGAAGUUUCUCAGGAUAUGCAGCAGGUUCCCAAUUGCUCAUCAGCACUUAGCUGCCCAGAGGAAGGCGCGCUUCGCGUGUUUGGGGGUGAGGAUGGCUGCUCUGGACGAGUGGAAUUCUGGCAUGCAGGUUCUUGGGGCACAGUGUGCGAUGACUCCUGGGACCUGGCAGAUGCAGAAGUUGUGUGCCGGCAGCUGGGCUGUGGCCCGGCCAUAGCUGCCUUGCAUAAUGCUGCCUUUGGCCCUGGUUCAGGGCCUAUAUGGCUAGAUGAAGUGGGAUGCCGAGGCAGUGAGACAUCUCUGGGAGCCUGCCAGGCAGAACCGUGGGGCUAUGGAGACUGCUCCCACAAGGAGGAUGCUGGUGUACACUGCCUAGAUAUCUCUGGGACCAUGGCAUCAGGCAAUUCUUUGGCUUCUCUACCACCUGAGGUCUGGACCCUGCCUGAGAUUGCCUGCCUGGUCCUCAGCUGCCUCCUGGGCAUAGUUUGUCUGGUCCUGGCUGCUCAGUGGUGUCACAGCAGAGUUAUUAGCAUGGGUUCGGGAGCGAUGGGGCAGGGGUCCUCAGAUGCUGUCUAUGAAUACAUUGAAACAGUCCCUAUGGAGGAAAGAGCAGAGGAGUCAGCAGCAUCCCGGGGCCUGGUGCAGGAUGAGGAUUAUGAUGAUGCAGAAGAGCCUGAAAACAGCCCUGCGGAAGAUGUGGAGGCUGGGUACCAUUGAGCUGGACUAGUGUGUACCGCUGUUCCCUGAGUUCCAGUGUACCCUUUCUCAUAAAGUGGUUCUACUGUGGCCUGAGGACCAAAUGGGUGUCUCUCCCUUUAAAUAUAGAUGGAGCCGUCUGCUGCCUGCAUGCUGACGCUGAUGCUGAAGCUGAAAGAGAAAACUGUGAUGGUCACUAUC
This is a messenger RNA of Myodes glareolus (Bank vole), 3244 nucleotides long. Lineage: Eukaryota; Metazoa; Chordata; Mammalia; Rodentia; Cricetidae. The record is from RefSeq and is a predicted model, not a curated record.